Messenger RNA from Prunus armeniaca (apricot), 363 nucleotides. The record is from the annotation of a GenBank genome assembly. Lineage: Eukaryota; Viridiplantae; Streptophyta; Magnoliopsida; Rosales; Rosaceae.
AUGGCCCAAGUCUUCUCACGCCAAUUUUCAGUCAAAUGGUGGGAUAAAUUCAAAGUUGACAGAAUUGCAGAAUAUGUCUACAGAGAUUUUCCUCAAAUUGCAGAUCCUCCAAAACCUAAGCCAUCCUCUUCCAAUGGAACUUCACAGUCUUCCCUCCAAGUUGAAGGAUCAAAAUCAGAAUUGCAAGAAAUUGCCCGUCAGUUGAUCAUUCAAGCUUCUCAAAUGGAAGAUGAUGAUGAUGAUGCCAGUCCAAAUUCUCAGUCAUCUACUAGUCAGCCUCAGUUGCCUCCGAACCAAAUGAGCCCUUCCCAAAAGAUGCUUUGGGUGGAUAGUCAAGAUCCCUAUGACCUCAAUUCAGACUAG